Messenger RNA from Prorocentrum cordatum, 2347 nucleotides. The record is from the annotation of a GenBank genome assembly. Lineage: Eukaryota; Dinophyceae; Prorocentrales; Prorocentraceae.
UCCUCCACCCCGUCGGUUGUCCGGCCCGCCAUGGCAGAUUCGCCGACGUUGCACCGGAUCACCUCUUCGGCCUUGCUGAACCCCGACGUGGUGAGCGAGGCCAAGAACACCUUCGUCAGGCUGGUAUCGGGGGAGUCGACCAAGGAGAGGACCUCGCGGUCGAAGGUCCUGGCGGCGCAGCAAAUGAUGAGUUUACAAGGCGGCGCUCGACCUCUCCGAGCGGCCGUGGGACGUCGCAGCUUGAACAGCAGCCUCUGGCAGCCGGGGCCAGUGACAGGACGCCGUGGAUCAUAGUGGGCCUCUUUCUGGGCUACGCCUACUACAACACCCUGCGCGGAGCAUUCCCAAUACAGAUGCUCCCCAGGAUCGCAGAGGAGUUGAAGAUUCCCGUCAGCAAGAUUGGGUUGCCGAACUCGGUUUUCUCCGCGGCCUACGGCCUGGGGAAGUUCUUCGGUUCGAUCCUGACUGAUUACCUCCCAUGCGCUGAGUUCCACACACUGGGGAUCUUGCUCUGCGGCAUGGACGUCGCGGCUGUCAGUCUCUGCCGGGGCAUUGGCAGCAUCGCGGCUGCGUGGAGCCUGCAGGGUGCUUUGCAGGCCCUCGGUUGGCCCUUUCUGUCGCGUGUUCUGCUGGACAAGCUUCCCAAGGAGCAGUGUGCGAAGUAUUGGGGCGUCCUAUCCAUGGCUGGCAAUGUGGGCGCGAUGGCGGCGCCCUAUGGCACACUGGCAACGACCCGCCUCGGCAUGUCCUGGCGUAGCACCCUCCGCAGUUUUGGAGCGAGCUCAGCCUUUGUCACGCUUGUAGUCCACGCAAUGCUCCGCCGAGGCGGCGCGAGCAAAUCCUCGAAGGCCGCCGUGGCCAGUAUGAGGACAGAUGACGGCUCGAGGGCCGAGAAGGCGCAGGUCGAGGUGAAGGCGGCCAAGGCCACCUUCCGCGCUGCCAUGCUGAAGAUUCUGCGCAGCCCGGCGAUGUGGGCCCUCUUCUUUUGCAACAGUCUCAGCUUCGGGGCCUCCAAGUGCACCAAAGAGUUCGAAUCACAAAAACCGGCAUACCUAUACUUUCAGAAAUCAUGCUUUAGCAUGUGCUCGUUCCUCCAGGAGUGGGGCUCCAUGUACCUGCGCGGCACCGGCCUCGCCGCCACGGAGAUGCAGACGGCCACCCUCUUGUUCUGGGCCGAGAUCGGCGGCUCCCUGGGCGCCGCCUUCUCGGGCGUCGUCUCCGCGAGCCUGGGGGGGCGCCACGCGCUGACCUGCACGCUCUCGGCCCUCCUCGGCCUGGCCUCCACUUCCGUGCUGGCGGUCAGGAGCUUCGCCUGGCGGGGCCGCGGCGGCGCCCCGCUCUCCUUCGGCGCGGCCUGCGCCCUGCAGGCGUGCAGCCUGGCGGGCAUCAACGGGGUCAGAACCCUCGCUGGACCGCGGAGCUUCGACAAGGUGGCGAGGCACCAUGGGCUGCAACUCGGCCCCGCCAACGGCCUCGCGGAGCUCAUCGGCCAGGUGGGCUCCGUGCUCUCUGGCCUGCCCGUGGGCGCAGCGGUCGGCCGCGCCACGUCCGCGGCCACGGCGGCAGGCUUCUCCGACGACCGUGCGACGCGAGCUGGGUGGGCCGCCGUGCCAGGCAUCCUGACACUCGCGUGCGGUGGUAUGUCCAUGGUGAACCUGGCACUUUUGCCAAGCGAGCGAUCUCGCCUGGCCUCGUCAUCAAAGUGUGAGCGCGUGGAGCGCGUGGACGCGACCGAGGACGAGGAGGUGACAGAGAAGCUCAAGGGCGCUUGAUUAUUUACAUAUGCUCUCGGCAGUGUCCGGCGUAUGAUUAGAGCACAGAGCGACUAUAGAGGCCCUGUUGAACGCUGCAAUGCCAAGAAGCGAGUACAGAAGCAUUACAGUACAUUUCGUUGAGUCAGGAGUUGAUUCAGCCACUAGUCAUUUUUUCCCGCGUCAAUUUGUUUCAUUGGUUUGCGCUCAUGGCGGUAGCCUAACCAAUUGGUUCAGGUGCGUGCAGGCUUGUACAUACCCCAAUGCGUGCAUCUGUUCGGGCACAUACUAGCAUGUAUAUCGCACAUGUGGAUCUCCACAUGUGACUUCACGCAGGAGCGCAUGCACUUACAUCGGAUUUUCCAGUAAGCCUCGCCGACCCAACCGCCAUGGCCGCUGUCACCCACGAGGGUGUUAUGAGAAGUGUGGCCUUGACGUGUAGGCAGAGUUCUUACUCACUGGCCACGAAGAGCUAUCAUGGCAGCUCGCCAGAGGCAACAGCCUCCAAUUGGAUGAGCUCGCACGCUGAAGCCACAGCGCGAAUGCGCACUCGGCCGUUGGUGCCCAGACCCCCGAGAAGAAUGAGCGAAAACAUG